Helobdella robusta is the source of this 330-nucleotide messenger RNA. RefSeq lists its product as hypothetical. The annotation marks the transcript as partial. Gene Ontology annotation, molecular function: low voltage-gated calcium channel activity; voltage-gated sodium channel activity. The record is from RefSeq and is a predicted model, not a curated record. Gene Ontology annotation, cellular component: neuron projection; plasma membrane; voltage-gated sodium channel complex. Lineage: Eukaryota; Metazoa; Annelida; Clitellata; Rhynchobdellida; Glossiphoniidae. Gene Ontology annotation, biological process: neuronal action potential; membrane depolarization during action potential; sodium ion transmembrane transport. The transcript has 4 exons.
UUUGAAAAGAUUAGCAUGGUCAUCAUUCUCAUCAAUUGCGUCACACUUGGGUUGUAUCAACCAUGUGAAACAUCAAGCAGACUGAGCCAACUUUUAGAUAUAUUCGACCACGUAAUUUUCAGUUUUUUCGCCAUAGAGAUGGUGAUAAAGGUCUUUGCUAUGGGCCUGGUUGGAAAGGCAUGCUACCUCAGCGACACCUGGAAUCGACUGGAUAUGUUCAUCGUAGUGGCCGGUAUAACUGAAUACGCAAUCAACAAAUACAAUCUGAACCUAUCAGCUAUACGAACAUUCAGGGUAUUGAGACCGAUACGUGCCAUAAACCGGAUACCA